Messenger RNA from Gadus macrocephalus (Pacific cod), 1263 nucleotides. RefSeq names its product purine nucleoside phosphorylase 4b (gene pnp4b). Gene Ontology annotation, molecular function: purine-nucleoside phosphorylase activity. The coding region runs from base 209 to 1093 and encodes 294 amino acids. Gene Ontology annotation, cellular component: cytoplasm. NCBI's taxonomy places the organism in Eukaryota, Metazoa, Chordata, Actinopteri, Gadiformes, Gadidae. Gene Ontology annotation, biological process: nucleoside metabolic process. The record is from RefSeq and is a predicted model, not a curated record. The transcript has 8 exons.
UACUCUUCCCUCUCUCUUUAUCUAUGAGUUAUUCUCUCUCUCUCUUUAUGUCUUAGAGAUAGUCUCUCUAUCUAGGUGAAGGUCUCUCGCUCCCUGCCAAGGUGAUAGUCUCUCUAUCUAGGUGAAAGUCUCUCUUUCUGUCGAGGGGAUAGUUUCGCGCUCGCUCCUUGUAGUCUUCCCUCUCCUGCCUGAAUUUCGGAGUUGAAGCAUGCAUAGCAAAGGAAGCUCAUGUUCGAAUUGCUGUUCCUUUGAGGACUACAAGCUAACGACAGAAUGGCUGUUGAACCAAACCAGCCACCGUCCCAAAGUUGCAGUGAUCUGUGGCUCUGGUCUGGGCCUGCUGGCUAACGCUGUGAACAACAGGCAGAGCUUCCGCUAUGAAGACAUCCCCAACUUCCCCGUCAGUACAAUACCGGGCCAUGAGGGCUGCCUGGUGUUUGGAACCAUAAAGGACCAGUGCUGUGUGUUCAUGCAGGGCCGGGUUCAUCUCUAUGAAGGCUACUCUCUGUGUAAGGUGACCUUCCCAGUGCGGAUCUUCAAGCUCUUGGGUGUUGAGACCCUGGUAGUGACCAACGCCUCCGGAGGUAUCUGUCAAGACUAUAAAGUUGGAGACAUCAUGGUCAUCAAAGACCACAUCAACCUGCCUGGCUUUGCUGGACAACACCCUCUCUGUGGGCCGAAUGAUGAACGGUUUGGGGUCCGGUUCCCCUGCAUGUCCGACGCCUACAGUAAAGACCUGCGGCGGCUGGCCCUGGACAUCAGCUCUGAGCUGGGCUGCAGUGACUUUGUCAGGGAGGGGGUUUACUGCAUGGUGAGCGGGCCCAACUUUGAGACCAUCGCUGAGGCCCGCAUGCUGCAGGUCCUGGGCUGUGACGCCGUCGGUAUGAGCACAGUUCCAGAGGUGACUGUAGCCAAGCACUGUGGCAUUCGAGUGUUUGGCCUUUCUCUGAUAACUAAUAAGGUGUCUCUGGACUACAGCAGGGAGGAAAUGGUGAACCACGAGGACGUUCUGCUGACCGGUAAGAUGCGAGCCGAGUUUCUGCAAAAGCUGGUCGCCACUCUGAUAAUACGCUGCAACCAUCAGGAACAAUAGCGCCUCAGACCAAAGCCCCGGGACCCAGAACACCACCCAAACCCCCACCCAACCUGGACCAAGAACACCACCCAUAACCCCAACCAACCUGAACCAAGAACACCACCCGUAACCCCACCCAACCUGAACCGAGAACACCACCCAUAACACCUCUUCCCCAGGACCUAGAA